Messenger RNA from Nothoprocta perdicaria, 2675 nucleotides. RefSeq names its product RNA binding motif protein 17 (gene RBM17). Lineage: Eukaryota; Metazoa; Chordata; Aves; Tinamiformes; Tinamidae. Gene Ontology annotation, cellular component: precatalytic spliceosome. The transcript is spliced from 13 exons. Gene Ontology annotation, molecular function: RNA binding. Gene Ontology annotation, biological process: alternative mRNA splicing, via spliceosome; mRNA cis splicing, via spliceosome. Bases 162 to 1370 code for a protein of 402 amino acids. The record is from RefSeq and is a predicted model, not a curated record.
UUCCCACCCACGUCGCCUGUGCUGUGUAAUAUCCCUCCCUGCACCCGUGAAGUAAAGGCGUUAAAGCAGUGGUUGGAGACCCUUAAUCCCGGCCUGAAGGAGGAUAAAUAAUGUGCUCGCGGGUUGUUCCCAGGCAGCUGCAGUUCUGAAUCAAAGAGAAAAUGUCCCUCUACGAUGACUUGGGAGUUGAGACCAGCGAUUCAAAAACAGAAGGCUGGUCCAAAAAUUUCAAGCUACUGCAGUCUCAGUUGCAGGUGAAGAAGGCAGCUCUCACACAAGCAAAGAGCCAGAGAACAAAACAAACAACAGUCCUUGCUCCGGUGAUUGACCUGAAACGAGGCAGCACUUCUGAUGAGAGGCAGAUUGUGGACACGCCACCUCAUGUAGCAGCUGGAUUAAAGGAUCCUGUACCUAGUGGCUUUUCUGCAGGAGAUGUGUUAAUUCCUUUGGCAGAUGAAUAUGAUCCCAUGUUUCCAAAUGAUUAUGAGAAAGUGGUAAAACGUCAAAGAGAGGAACGACAGAGGCAGCGUGAACUGGAGAGGCAAAAGGAGAUUGAAGAAAGAGAAAAAAGACGUAAAGACAGACACGAAGCCAGCGGGUUUUCAAGAAGACCAGAUCCGGAUUCUGACGAAGAUGAAGAUUAUGAAAGGGAGAGAAGAAAACGAAGUAUGGGAGGAGCUGCUAUUGCACCACCUACAUCUCUCGUUGAGAAGGACAAAGAACCUGUAGCAUCAUUUCCGUUUGAAGAAGAGUCAAGACCUCGCGCUCCUUCCUCUAAAGCAGCUAUUCCUCCUCCAGUGUAUGAUGAGACAGAAAGACCUCGUUCACCAACAGGACCCAGUAACUCCUUCCUUGCUAACAUGGGAGGGACGGUAGCUCAUAAAAUCAUGCAGAAGUAUGGUUUCAGAGAGGGCCAAGGGCUGGGGAAGCAUGAACAGGGGUUGAGCACAGCCCUGUCAGUAGAGAAAACAAGCAAGAGAGGUGGCAAGAUCAUUAUUGGGGAGGUUACAGAAAAAGCAGAUGCAGCCAAGAAAACGGAUUCUAACCCAUUAACUGAGAUACUGAAAUGCCCUACUAAAGUGGUCCUUUUAAGGAAUAUGGUAGGUGCUGGGGAGGUAGAUGAAGAUCUAGAAGUUGAAACUAAGGAAGAAUGCGAAAAAUACGGCAAGGUUGGGAAAUGUGUCAUCUUUGAGAUUCCUGGUGCACCUGAUGAUGAAGCUGUAAGGAUAUUUUUAGAGUUUGAACGGGUUGAGUCUGCAAUCAAAGCUGUGGUGGAUCUAAAUGGAAGGUACUUUGGUGGCCGAGUGGUGAAGGCUUGUUUCUACAACCUGGACAAGUUCAGAGUACUGGAUCUGGCAGAACAAGUUUGAUUUUAAAAAUCUAGCUCGAGGUGUCACUGUUCUGGCAAUCGUGUUUUCAGCAGAAGGCUGGGAAUGAAGAAGAGAAGCUUUCCUAGCAAACUGGAAACAAGCCUCAUUGAAUGGAUUUUUCACAUUCGUUGUGACUUACACUUUUUGUAAUAUAAAGCCCUUUGAAAGUAAAAUUCACGUCUGUGUGGUUUUGAAUUGCACAAUUCUGCUUAUUGCUCUGGGAAUGUUUUUAUGUUUUGAGCUUUCAAAGGACUUUUUGAACCCCACUGCUGAGGAGAUGCUUUGUCUGUAUUCCUGCUUUCCUUGUUCUGGUGCUUCCUCAUGGAGUCCGCUGUGCUGCAUCCACAGUAAGUGGGAAGCUUUGGAAAAGGACAGUGUGCUAUCAUGCUUCUCCUUCCUCGUGGUAUCUCCCAGAAUUCCAGCCUUGCUCCUAAGUCCUCAGUCUCAGAACUCCAGAGUGAUUUGUGGUCAUUGGAUGAUUGGCAGCUAAUUGUUCUGUAGUUUGUCUCCAGGACAAUACUUUCCAUACCAGAACGGAGAGUAAAGUAACAAGGAAUGAAUUUGUAUUUCUUCCCAAAUCCAAUGAAAAUGCAUAACUAUACAUAAGUUUAACCCAGGGAAACGAAAGGAGGAAGGAUUUAAAAUACCUAGCCACUUAAAUCCAAGUGAUGGGACUGUCAGUGGAAACUUUCUGCUAGAGUCCUUGCUAGAAAUACUGAGGAUUAACUGAACACAGGUCAGUAUUGAAGUACUGUAGGAACUGAUGGAAACUCAUUCUUGUAUCUGGCCAACCACACGAUUCUCACUUUCUCCAACAUCGCAGUUAAGUAACUAACUUUUAAAAUGCAUUGAGACCUGGCAUGUGCUCUCUCUAUUUCUCUGUUUGCAGUCAGAUAACACUGAGGGACAUAUUUAAGAGGGCAUGCUGGAUGAAGUUUUCAAAAGAGGCAAUGAAAGAAAAUUCUCAUGGAAAACUGAAGAGCUGGCAAACAAAAUUGCUAAAAGCCACAUUGCUUUUUCCUCUCCAAUGUAAAAUAAGAAAUAGCAGUGUUCCUGGUUUUAUGUUUGCUUUUUGUUCAAAACAGUAUGUGACAAAGGGUUGGCAGGAGGUGUCAACGAUGACACUCGUCUGUGCUCCAUUAUACCCGGAAUUGCCACUGAAAUUGUACAAAUAUUAAAAGGGAAGAGAGCUUUGAGGGCAUUUUAGUAGGUUGGAAGUUGAUGCUGGAUGCCUUUUUCCUGUUGUACACAAGUAUGGGGGGAGUAGGGGGUGUAGACCUGUAGUUGAUCAAUGCUGUGUCUCCA